Aspergillus steynii IBT 23096 is the source of this 836-nucleotide messenger RNA. RefSeq lists its product as uncharacterized. Bases 223 to 672 code for a protein of 149 amino acids. NCBI's taxonomy places the organism in Eukaryota, Fungi, Ascomycota, Eurotiomycetes, Eurotiales, Aspergillaceae. The record is from RefSeq and is a predicted model, not a curated record. The transcript has a single exon.
AUCUCUGCAAUGGGAGCAGCCAAGCGAAAGUGGGGGCUCUCAUCUUUCCUGGAAGAAACUUUGCACGCAUUCUUGGAUGUGAGGUGAUGGACUGACGCCCGUCGAUCUCUCCGGCCACGAAAAGAAGGACCUGCAAGACUCGUGGUCACGGGAGUCCCUUGCGUUGGAGUGCCUGGAUUCUCAGGCCAGACUCACGCAAUUCGGACUUCGUCGCACCUCAAGAUGGGAAGCUGCCUGCAAUCACACCAUCCCAGCAUUCCCUUUUCUCAUCGAGGUCCGGCAACCCAGUAUGCGCCGUCCAGAGUACGCCCGGAUCAGCCGACUGGUCAUGCUAUAAGAACGGGUAGGCUCAAUUCUUUUCUUUUUCUCGCUCAGGUCGCAUCGCCAGCCAAGGAGAAUCGCAGCUAUCAAAUGACCAGGGUCGGCGUGGGCGUCACACGAGACAAACUCGGCAUCGUGCAGAAGGAUGCCGGGCUGUCUGACCAACUGCCUUCCUGGGCAAUAACAUCAGGCCGGUCAGAAGAAUGGUUCUAUGAACCCGAUACCAACCAUAUUAUCCGAAGCCGCCACUCUAUUCGGUACGCGCCACUUUCGCGAAUUACUUGCUUUUCUCUGCCGGGGGGCACACACCGGUUGGCGAGACGAGGCCCGGUGAUUUGCCACGACCUUUGAUAUUUGGUAAUAGAAUCCUCGGACAUCCAACGGUCGAGGAGCGAGAACAGGGCUUUCGUAGACGGAGACCGAAUCAUCGUCGAGGACCUACCAGCCGGCUAGAAAAUGAAGUGGGUAAGAGAAAGGCACCGGACGGACAGGGAGAGCAAUGGCGGCCGAAGGGC